AAACCUUUAUAAAAAAUGAAUUAAACUUCUUACAGCAAGACAACUCAAAUGGUAAUAAAUUAAGCAUGAAGUAAUAUGAUGUUACAUCCAGCUGAUUGAAGAUUUGGGGUUUUUUUUAUUCCUUGUGGUGCUUAUCUUCUCCUCUAUUUGACAUCCAUGAAAUCCAAGAAUAAAAAGACAAUAUUUUUGCUGCAAGCUCUCAUCUUUAUGCGGUUCUCCAGUUCUCCUCCCUAACGUUACUUCUAAGCUAUGACCAUGUUGACCUUCACUUCCUUGUGGGCUCCAGUACUAUAACCAAAGAUUAGGCCCUUGGGCCAGCUUCAUCUAAUCAUCCUCUCCUGUGUCUCCUCCUACUCUUAUUUCAGCUCUUGAUUCUUCAAUCUAGAUUUUAGGCAUCAAUUUGUGUAAAGGCUGCGAAAAUUAGCUCAACUUUCUUCUCUUCAGCUUCAGUAAGUUGCAAUGGAGGAGAAAAAUGAUGGAGCUAUGGAUUGUACCCCAAAGGAAGAAGCAUCACGUACGUGGAGCCAAUGGCAAUUGCUAGAUUCCAUUCUUCCCACAGGAGGAUUUGCUCAUUCCUUUGGCCUUGAGGCAGCAAUUCAAGCUCGAUUUGUCUCCGGGCCUGAAGAUCUUCGAACAUUCGUGAUCCAUAUACUGGAGAACACUGGAAGCCUACUUCUCCCUUUUGUUUACACUGCAACCAAAUCUCCCGACAUGGAGACAUGGCACAAGCUCGACAGGACGCUGGAUGCAACACUGACAAACGAAGUGAGCCGCAAGGCGUCGAUCUCGCAAGGAUCAGCGCUGAUGAGAGUUGCCGCCGCUGUUUUCCUGGAAAUCCCGAUCCUGAAAACAAUGAGAGAUGCGUCUCUGAGUACAGGCGGCGUGAAUUUCCACCACGCCCCCGUUUUCGGCAUGGUUUGCGGGCUUCUCGGAUUGGAUCCAGAAGCUUCUCAGAAGGGUUACAUGUUCAUAACAAUGAGAGAUGUCAUCUCCGCCGCAACUAGGUUGAAUUUGGUAGGACCUCUCGGUGCAGCUGUUCUGCAACAUCAGAUCGCCGUGAUCUGCGAUGAUUUGUCCAGAAAAUGGAUGGACCGCCCGGUGGAAGACGCUUGCCAGACUUGUCCCUUGAUCGACACUGUUCAAGGCUGCCAUGGUUACCUGUUUUCAAGGCUCUUUUGCUCCUGAAAGACUGGAAAACCUGCUGCCAAUUCAAUGGAAUUUAGUCACUACACAAAAUUUAUUUUCAAGUUUAACAAUGCUGAAUUCUUCAUCAAUCACUGGCACAAACACACAUAAUCAAGCUGGAAAUAUGUACACUGCUAAUAUUUAUGCUACAUUUUCUUCUUUAUCCACCAGCAGCAUACAUAUAUGAAAAGUGUGUUAUAAUGUUAAUGUGGUUCGAUCUCACAUCAGUUCUACAAUAAAGUAAAAAAACUCGUAUGAAUUAAUUCAUAAUUUCUUACA
Molecule: messenger RNA, 1464 nt
Organism: Ipomoea triloba (trilobed morning glory)
Lineage: Eukaryota; Viridiplantae; Streptophyta; Magnoliopsida; Solanales; Convolvulaceae
Product: urease accessory protein F
Exons: 2
Coding region: 460-1185 (241 amino acids)
Molecular function (GO): nickel cation binding
Source: RefSeq, a predicted model, not a curated record